UCAUGAAAGAAAUGUUGACGAAUCAAGCUACCUCUGGAUACAGUAACUCUUUUGUUAAUAAUAAUGGGGACACCAAUAGCAACAAUACAACCGACAAUAACUCGAGGAGAUAUGCAGUGCUCAGUACCGAUUGGAUAUCUGCGAUUGGAGAAGAGCUGGGAAUGCAUCCUCUGCCCGAUUCUUUAUUGCGAAGAUUGGCAGAAGAUGCCUCGUACCGUCUCAGAGAAGUUCUACAUAAAUGCGUGACGAGACUGAAACAUAGCAAGAGGAAACGUUUAACGUCUAUGGACGUGAAUGCUGUGAUCACCAAUCUGUGCGACGUGGAUCCAAUAUUGGGGGCGCCAGAGUUUUUGCCAGAAUAUCACCCGGAGGCGAGAGUAUUCGUUCCCAACGAAUGUAUCAUUAAUUUAGUACAAGCAAUAAACGAUCCGCUCAGUAUAUCGCAAAACAACGUACCUUUUAUUCAAGAAUCGGAAAUAUGCGACGCGAGGCUGGCGGAGGCACGCAACAAUUACGCGAAACGCGCGUUGAAGACUCUGUUCAACGGAUCUCAAAAGACUUUCCAAGUCUUGAUCAACGAUUGCGCGACAAACGCACAUUUGGGCGGCGAGGGUGUUAUAGACAAAUUGAUGUCUAUAGCCAGGUCCAUGGUGAUCUCGAACAACGCGCAAUACACCCGUGUGUCCACGCGAACCUGCCAGCUUAUCAUUGCAAUAGCAAGUAACAGUGAAGCAGUUUAUCCGUAUCACCUAACUUCGGUUGACAAAUUAACCGAGUUACUGUUGGAGCUGCUUCUUGGGCAGAGUUUUAUCAAUCAAAAUCUGGAAGCACUGUUCAAAGAAUGCGCUCUGAAAUUGAUGCUUCGCUGGCCGUCCGUCGCUGAUAAGUAUAUCCCGACGCUGGAAAAUGUUCUAUCGAAGGAAGAGAAAGAAAACAUCGUUGGAAGCAAGAAAAAGACCACGGCCAUGGAACUGCUGGCGAGCGUUCAGCCGUUAAUAUUUUUUCAACACGAAGCAGAAUCCGCGCUUUCCGUGGAGAAUGUUCUAAUACACGCGCCACCGGGCUCUGCUCUUUGGCAAAGGAUAGCUCUUGCUAUCUGUGCCCUCAUGAAGUCACAGUCUCACACCUUGAAUAUCGCGGUUCUUAUGGAACAUUACGGAGACUCUUUGUUGCCGUAUCUGCCCGCCCAUUACAAGAGCGCAGUGAACGCAUUUAGAAAGCCUACUUCUCUUCCUAUCAUCAUCAAAAGUAAAGUGAAGUACGUUAACGUCAGACCAAUAGCAGCUAGUCGAAUGUUAUGGGAUCGCCAGUCAGCGUUUCCAGACUCUACUUUGAGAGGUCCCAGACGAGAGAUUAGGUUUGCAUUCGCUGGUGGACGACCCGUACCUCCGAGCAAUUUAAGACGAGUCAGUUUGAGGGCCAAUUAUCAAAUUUUAAGAAGCGACCUUCAGGCAACUCUUGCGCUUGUCGCGUCGCGGAGACUGCUGGUACUAAAAGAUAGAAGGAAAAGGCCAUGUGAUAUGUACGAUCUGGUAUACGGUUGUUUGUAAAUUUCAUGCUCGGUGAA
Molecule: messenger RNA, 1567 nt
Organism: Colletes gigas
Lineage: Eukaryota; Metazoa; Arthropoda; Insecta; Hymenoptera; Colletidae
Exons: 8
Coding region: 3-1550 (515 amino acids)
Biological process (GO): RNA polymerase II preinitiation complex assembly; transcription initiation at RNA polymerase II promoter
Cellular component (GO): SLIK (SAGA-like) complex; SAGA complex; transcription factor TFIID complex
Molecular function (GO): protein heterodimerization activity; RNA polymerase II general transcription initiation factor activity; transcription coactivator activity
Source: RefSeq, a predicted model, not a curated record